Neodiprion fabricii is the source of this 7828-nucleotide messenger RNA. RefSeq lists its product as uncharacterized. Bases 510 to 7808 code for a protein of 2432 amino acids. The transcript is spliced from 10 exons. Gene Ontology annotation, molecular function: protein binding. The record is from RefSeq and is a predicted model, not a curated record. NCBI's taxonomy places the organism in Eukaryota, Metazoa, Arthropoda, Insecta, Hymenoptera, Diprionidae.
UACAACUUCUCGUUUGCAUGCUGAGCAAGAUACUUGAUGGAGUUUGAUUGAAUUUGCAAAAAUCUAUGGGAUUUUUCUUUUUUUUUUUUGAUAACGCACGUGACAACGGAUCGCCGAUCGAACAGAUUGACAGUUUACUGGACUCGCUGAACCGAGUGGCGUUCAUUUCUAACCGUACGACAGAGGCAGGGGAAUUUCACGUGAACGCACGUGACAACGGAUCGCCGAUCAAACAGAUUGACAGUUUACUGGACUCGCUGAACCGAGUGGCGUUCAUUUCCAAGCGUACGACAGAGGCAGGGGAAUUUCACGUGACUCGACCCCCGUUUUUGUCCUGAUUGGAAAUCGUCACAAUUGACAACUGGCAGGAACGCUCAUUGUGAGGGAGAUACCCGUGACAGAGGAACAAGAGCUGUUAGAAGGAUAAUUAUUGACGAUUGAUGUGAACUCAAGUCUUGACAACCACUGAUGAAAAAUUUAUAACUGACGGAAGAAAUCAAAUUUCCGGUAUGAAACCCAACAACGCGAACCGCGAAGUGCCAAACGUCGGAGAUGAUGAGUAUGACAAACGGGGCGGGCAGGGGAGUCUGAUGGGCUUUAUUUACCAGCUGAAGGUGCUAAUGCUCUUCAUGACCCGCGGAUUACGGAAAGAUCUAAAGUUUCGUUUGGCGACCGAAAUGAAGGCGGCGGGAAACUUUGAUGAUCUCGUGCUUGAGCUUAAAUGCGACGACGACACCGAUAGUAAGAAGUCUUACCGAUUUCUUCAGGCCAAACAUAAACAGUCUAAUUCGACGCUGACCAAAGCUGAGGCCCUUUUCGAGGAUAAAGUCUUCAACUUGAGCACAUACUUCGAUUCCUACUGUCAGAUAAAAAGACAUCCCGUUUUUAGUCAGGGCGAUUUGAUAGAUUUCAUAAUUUAUACUACCGUAGAUCUAGAUGUGGAGAAACUCAAAUCUCAAGGGAUUAAGCUGAUACCGGAUGAACAACGUGACGAUUUUCUGGAUUUCGAAAACACAAACUACGGAAACAGACGAUACAAGUUCGACAGUGAAGGACCAUCUAUGAUAUAUAAAAAGCUAGCAUCGGAAGCUUACUAUCUGGCUCAGACGUUGGCUGCGAAAGUUCUGAAUGGGGAAAAGUUGACGUUUGACAACAAAAUUCUGAAAAAAUAUCGUCACAUUCUGACAAGGGAAGUUCUUAAUGUGAAGGAAAUGAAAUUUUCCGACGCUUUUAUUAAAGGGGAACAAUUGUCCGAUGGGGCGAAAAAUUUCCGCGACGAAUUUUAUGGUCAGUAUUUACAACAAAAGGAACCCCCGGAAAAUGACGUAAACCAAGAAAAUAUUUGGAAUGAUAUAAAGGAUAAGUCUCUUGAAUUCUUGGAGAGUUUCGUCUCGGACUGCGUACUCGAGUGUCUGGAAGAGUUACCCGUGGAAUUCAAAAAUUUAUUGGAUUGUGCCAACGUUAACAAACUAGUCAAAAUAGAAACGUCGCCAGAAAAAGUCUCUGGGAAAGACAAAGAAAAAGUCUCUGGGACAGACAAAAAAAAAGCCUAUGCGCCUAAUAUCGUGACUAACAUCGACACUCUGUUGAGAUAUGUAUUGAAUGAAGAAACUACCGACAAGAUUCGAUUCAAGUCAGAGUUUUUGAACGAUAACGGCAAGCUGCCUGGGGACAUAUUAGGACUCAGAAAAACUCUGAAGAACGAACUGGGGAAUAGAUUUGACGUUCUCGAUAAAUAUCUUUUUGAAAUCGAAAAUUUGAAGAAGGUCAAGGACGAACAGCUGUGUUUGAAGAACAAGUUUCCCGACAGUCACGUCAAUGACAAAGAAAUCCCAUGUUUCCUCGAGAAGUUGACGGUAGCGGUUAAACAGCCGAACGAAAUUGAACUGGGCAAAAUAUUAGAACAAGAGAUGGGUCAAGAUCGCAUGUUAAAUGAACUGUGUGCUGGAUUAGUUACCAUGUCUUUUGAAAAAGAGAUGCGAAAUUGGUUUUUUCACAAAAUAGGUUCAUAUAAAUCAGCGGAUGACGUCCGUGAAUUUCUCGAUGAAACUGUGAAUAAAAUUGAAACGCUGAUAUUGUCGGGAUUCAAUUUGGCAUACCCGGAGCAGCUUGAAAAUUACGGCAUGUAUUUCAAAAAAGCAAAUCAGGAGUUUUUGAAUUAUUUAAACAAUUCGACAAAAGAUACAGGAAAGAAAAAUGCCGCUUGUAAUUUAGUCGCAACCGAGGGAACACUGAUAGCAGCCAUUCAAGUUCACCGAGAGAUCAAGAAUUCACCCGAGUUUCAAGAAGAACAUAAAAGUAUAAUUAUGCGGCUGAACGAGCUGUUGUUGCCCAGUAUCAGAAAACGUGUAAUAGAUGUAUUUCGAAUGAAGGACCGGCAUCAUUUGCUGGUUGUCGUUUCUGAAGGGUGCAAUGAUCAGGAGCUUCGGGACUUGGGUAUACUGUACAAAGAUUUGAACGAAAUUAUGACGGAUAAAGGAUAUGAAAUGAAAAGGCUGAUUUUUGUUACAAGGACGGAGUUACGUUUCGAAAACUGUUAUCAGAUUUACUGUAAUUUAGGCUUGAAUCAUCUUACAGACGAUUCACAGAGGAAACUAUUGGACAAACAGCUCGUUAAUUUGCAAGAUCGAAAAGAAAACAUGAGUUUCACAGAAUUAUUGCGAAUUCAACAAUCGGAAAAUGUAGAUCCGAACGGUUUUAAAAACUUCAGAGACGCCAUUGACUCCACAACGUUGGAGAAGCUGAUCCGUGGCAGGAAUAAUAUAAAAAUAGGCUCUGCCCCGCAAGGUUUGGGUUCUAUGAAAAAUUAUUUCAUGAAUCGUACAUUUCAUCGGCGAGUUAUCAUCAAGGCCGACGUCUUUGACUCUGAACUGACUUCCGAGAUCUACGCCGUCGGGCACGUGGACCUCAAUUUCUCACAGAACCGAAGGACGCAUGGAAAAAUGGGAUCUUCUCAGCGAAUUCAUUCCUUGAAACAGCAACGUAGAUUCGUUGAAUUGAACAGUGGUGAAGAGGAGACGCGAUUCGCAGAGCUAUGUAACGCAAAUCCAAGCCAAAACGUUCACUGGCUUAUGUGGGGAAAGGGAGGAUUACUAUGGAUACGAUCGAAUGGUAGUAUCGAUACUUUGCUGGAGUACAGAGACUUGGGAACAAAUUUUGAUUGUAACUACCGGUGCGAGGUAUGUAAAAGCGCAGCCAGCAAUAUGAAGGUUGAUGAACUAAAUGCUCAGAAUGUGGAGCCCGUAAUUGUUUCUGAUGUCGCGGGCAUGGGAAAAACAACAAUUCUAACUCACUUUACGAAGAAAAUGGAAGAGAAAAACCCCGAAAUGUGGGUGAUCCGUAUUAAUUUGAACGAUUAUGCAGAUGCGUUGGCGAAAGAAACCAGAAAACCCAAUGUGAAAGCGGGUGACGAGGAGAGCGUGACCAAGUUUCUCGUCAACGGUUUUUUGGAACUCAAGACUGAAAUGGAAAGAGUGAUUCUGAAAUAUCUGAUCAAGGUACCAGGUAGCGUGGCUUUACUUUUCGACGGUUUUGAUGAAAUAAGUCCCCGGUACACGGAAACAGUAAUAAAAAUGUUGAAAGCAUUAAAAGAAUAUUCAGAAGUGAAAUUGGUCGUUACCACAAGACCCCACAUGCAGGGUGCAUUAGAAAGUACGCUUCAGACAUUUUCUUACGCAAUGGAACCGUUUUCUCGAACAGAUCAAAUCGAUUUCUUAGUCAGGUAUUGGAGGAACGUAUGCAAUCAAGUUGACGAAACACUGCUGAGAACACGUGCUGAAAGGGUGUUGGAGAAAAUUGGAAAUGCAAUCUCUGAUCGGCUAAAUGAAUUCGCUGGUAUUGCACUGCAAACUCAGCUUAUUGGAGAAAUAUUUGCUCCCGACAAUGUCAAUACGGAUUCAGUGGUUAAUCGUAAAAGUUUUGAGCCGGAUGUGCCAGAUUAUUCCAAACUGGCUGAUCUGUACCGUAUGUUUGUUCACAGAAAGUUCGAAAUAUACUGCACAGAGAAGAAGAAGGAUGACUUAAACAAUCUUGCGGUACAGGAAGGUGCCGAGAAAUUAGAAGCAAAAUGUUUGAAGGACUAUCGGCGAUUAGCCAUGUACAUGUUGCUUGAAGAAGAAAAUUCAGGAACGUGGACUUUAUCUGCAGAGGAAAUUGACGAAGUGAAUGAAUCGAUUACUGAGAUAAAAAGCGGUAGAGAUCGAAUGAGCAUCGUGACAAAUACAAGCAAUCAGACAGUGCGUUUCAUUCAUAGAACUUUUCAAGAAUAUUUCGUGGCCAGUUAUUUGUUUAAUAGCCUCAAAAAAUCGAACGCGAAAGAGUCGACUGAGCGGUUAAAAGAGUUCAUUUUUAAUGAAAUUCUGCUAGAAACAGAACAUAAGGUGAUUCGUGCCUUCCUUAACGAUCUGUUAUCCGAACCGCUAGUGAACUCAAUAUUCGACGCUCCUAUCUCUACGGAAAAAUGGAAGGUAUACGUAUCCAGCAGAUACUACGGAAGGAUUUCGGAAAUUGCUGCGAAGGAAGGCAAUUACGAGAUCAUCAAAUUCGUCUUUUCUUGGCUUGCAAAGAAUUCCUCAGAUCCACAAAAGUUCAUUAACUCAAAGUUCGCAUUUUUUGACCAAACUCUGAUGAAUCAAGUGAUUAAGAACAUGCCGCUACACAGAUGCCAGAGCACAUUAGCUGAAGCUGAAAGAGCAGCUCUGACAUGGUUGCUGGAACACAAGGCUGAUGUCAAUGUUACCGAUUCUGCAGGGAAUACUUCAAUGCACUUGGCUGUUAUUAGAGGAAAUUUAAUGGUUCUGAAAUUAUUGGCAGAUCAGGGAGGAGCUGACAUGACAGCUCGAAAUGACAAGGGUGAAACAUUGCAGCAUAUAGCUGCUAAAUUUCAGAAGUUAGAUAUGCUAAAGUGGCUUUUGGAAGACCAGGCUUGCGAGGUCAACGUACAGGAUGAUUCAGGGAUGACGUUGCAGCACGUAGCUGCUGGACAUUAUAACUUUGAUGUGCUGUACUGGCUUGUGCAAGACCAAAAUUGCAAAGUCAACAUACGGGACGAUUCAGGGACGAUAUGGCAGCGUAUAUUUUCUAAAUUUCAGAAGUCAAAAAUGUUAAAUCAAGUUGUGGAAGACCGAGGUCGCGACGUCAAUGUAUGGGACAAUUCGGGGAUGACGUUGCAGCACGUGGAUAUUGUAUUCCAAAACUUAGAUAUGCUAAAGUGGCUUGUGGAAGAACGAGGUUGCGACGUCAACGUACGAAAUAAUUCAGGGACGACGUUGCAGCAUAUAGCUGCUAAUCGUAAUGACUUAGAUAUGCUCAAGUGGCUUGUGAAAGACCGAGGUUGCGACGUCAACGUACGGGAUAAUUCAGGGGUGACGUUGCAGCUGGUGGCUGUUGCAUGUAAUAACUCAGAUGUGCUAAAGUGGCUUGUGGAAGAACGAGGUUGCGACGUCAACGUACGGGACGAUUCAGGGGUGACGUUGCAGCACAUGGCUGUUGGAUGUAAUAACUUAGAUGUGCUAAAGUGGCUUGUGGGAGAACAAGGUUGCGACGUCAACGUACGGAGUGAUUCAGGGAUGACGUUGCAGCACAUAGCUGCGGAAUGUAAUAACUUAGAUGUGCUAAAAUGGCUUGUGGAAGAACGAGGUUGCGACGUCAACGUACGGUACAAUUCAGGGGUGACGUUGCAGCAGGUCGCUGUUGCAUGUAAUAACUCAGAUGUGCUAAAGUGGCUUGUGGAAGAACGAGGUUGCGACGUCAACGUACGGGACGAUUCAGGGGUGACGUUGCAGCACGUGGCUGUUGGAUGUAAUAACUUAGAUGUGCUAAAGUGGCUUGUGGGAGAACAAGGUUGCGACGUCAACGUACGGGACGAUUCAGGGGUGACGUUGCAGUACGUGGCUGUUGGAUGUAAUAACUUAGAUGUGCUAAAGUGGCUUGUGGAAGAACGAGGUUGCGACGUCAACGUACGGUACAAUUCAGGGGUGACGAUGCAGCACGUGGCUGUUAGAUUUAAUAACUUAGAUGUGCUGAAGUGGCUUGUGGAAGAACGAGGUUGCGACGUCAACGUACGGGACGAUUCAGGGAUGACGUUGCAGCACAUAGCUGCGGAAUGUAAUAACUUAGAUGUGCUAAAAUGGCUUGUGGAAGAACGAGGUUGCGACGUCAACGUACGGGACGAUUCAGGGGUGACGUCGCAGCACGUGGCUGUUAGAUUUAAUAACUUAGAUGUGCUAAAGUGGCUUGUGGAAGAACGAGGUUGCGACGUCAACGUACGGGACGAUUCAGGGGUGACGUGGCAGCACGUGGCUGUUGCAUGUAAUAACUUAGAUGUGCUAAAGUGGCUUGUGGAAGAACGAGGUUGCGACGUCAACGUACGGAGUGAUUCAGGGAUGACGUUGCAGCACAUAGCUGCGGAAUGUAAUAACUUAGAUGUGCUAAAGUGGCUUGUGGAAGAACGAGGUUGCGACGUCAACGUACGGAGUGAUUCAGGGAUGACGUUGCAGCACAUAGCUGCGGAAUGUAAUAACUCAGAUGUGCUAAAGUGGCUUGUGGAAGAACGAGGUUGCGACGUCAACGUACGGGACGAUUCAGGGGUGACGUUGCAGCACGUGGCUGUUAGAUGUAAUAACUUAGAUGUGCUAAAGUGGCUUGUGGAAGAACAAGGUUGCGACGUCAACGUACGGAGUGAUUCAGGGAUGACGUUGCAGCACAUAGCUGCGGAAUGUAAUAACUUAGAUGUGCUAAAGUGGCUUGUGGAAGAACGAGGUUGCGACGUCAACGUGCGGGACGAUUCAGGGGUGACGUUGCAGCACGUGGCUGUUGCAUGUAAUAACUUAGAUGUGCUAAAGUGGCUUGUGGAAGAACGAGGUUGCGACGUCAACGUACGGAGUGAUUCAGGGAUGACGUUGCAGCACAUAGCUGCGGAUUGUAAUAACUUAGAUGUGCUAAAGUGGCUUGUGGAAGAACGAGGUUGCGACGUCAACGUACGGGACGAUUCAGGGCUGACAUUGCAGCACGUGGCUGUUAGAUUUAAUAACUUAGAUGUGCUAAAGUGGCUUGUGGAAAAACGAGGUUGCGACGUCAACGUACGGGACGAUUCAGGGGUGACGUUGCAGCACGUGGCUGUUAGAUGUAAUAACUUAGAUGUGCUAAAGUGGCUUGUGGAAAAACGAGGUUGCGACGUCAACGUACGGGACGAUUCAGGGGUGACGUUGCAGCACGUAGCUGUUAGAUUUAAUAACUUAGAUGUGCUAAAGUGGCUUGUGGAAGAACGAGGUUGCGACGUCAACGUACGGUACAAUUCAGGGAUGACGUUGCAGCAGGUCGCUGUUGCAUGUAAUAACUCAGAUGUGCUAAAGUGGCUUGUGGAAGAACGAGGUUGCGACGUCAACGUACGGGACGAUUCAGGGGUGACGUUGCAGCACGUGGCUGUUGGAUGUAAUAACUUAGAUGUGCUAAAGUGGCUUGUGGAAGAACGAGGUUGCGACGUCAACGUACGGAGUGAUUCAGGGGUGACGUUGCAGCACGUGGCUGUUGGAUGUAAUAACUUAGAUGUGCUAAAGUGGCUUGUGGAAGAACGAGGUUGCGACGUCAACGUAGGGAGUGAUUCAGGGGUGACGUUGCAGCACGUGGCUGUUGGAUGUAAUAACUUAGAUGUGCUAAAGUGGCUUGUGGAAGAACGAGGUUGCGACGUCAACGUAGGGAGUGAUUCAGGGAUGACGUUGCAGCACAUAGCUGCGGAAUGUAAUAACUUAGAUAUGCUAGAGUGGCUUGCGGAAGACCGAGAUUGCGACGUCAACGUACGGGAGGAUUAAGGGGUGAUCGAGAAGAGCGU